AUGGCAUCAUUGGCUAUCCAAAUGACCCCAAUCUCUCACCCAAAAGCUCACACUCAAUCUCGAAUCUCUCUCAUUCCCAAAUGCACCUCUCUCACACAACUCCAGCAAAUCCAAGCCUUUUCCAUCAAAACUCAUCUCCAAUAUGACCUCUCUGUCCUCAGCAAGCUCAUCAACUCCUGCACACUCAACCCAACUGCCACCUCCAUGGACUAUGCGCACCAGCUCUUCGACCAAAUUCCCCACCCGGACAUUGUCGUCUUCAACACCAUGGCGCGUGGUUACUCACGCUCCACCACCCCAUUUCGCGCCAUUUCACUCUUUUCACAGGUUCUGUCCUCAGGUAUCUUCCCAGAUGACUACACAUUCCCGGCUCUUCUCAAGGCCUGUGCCGCCUGCAAAGCCUUAGAAGAAGGGAAGCAGUUGCACUGCUAUGUUAUCAAAUGUGGAAUGCAACUUAACAUUUUUGUGUGUCCUGCUCUUAUAAAUAUGUACACUGAGUGCAGUGCUGUGGAUGUUGCUCGCCAGGUUUUUGAUAAGAUGCCGGAACCUUGUGUCGUCGUGCAUAAUGCUAUGAUCACAGGGUAUGCUAGAAAUAGUCGUCCCAAUGAGGCAUUGGCAUUGUUUCGAGAGUUGCAAGCGAGUGGUCUUAAGCCUACUGAUGUUACAAUGCUGAGUGCUCUUUCGUCGUGCGCAUUGUUAGGUGCAUUAGACUUGGGGAAGUGGAUACAUGAGUAUGUUAAGAAGAAUAGGUUUGAUAGAUAUGUUAAAGUGAACACUGCAUUGAUAGAUAUGUAUUCUAAGUGUGGGAGCCUGGAGGAUGCAGUGUCUGUGUUUGAGAACAUGAGUGUGAAAGAUACACAGGCUUGGUCUGCAAUGAUUGUGGCGUAUGCAACUCAUGGGAAUGUUUCCAAAGCUAUGUUGAUGUUUGAAGAAAUGAAGAGGGCACGAAUUCGACCUGAUGAGAUCACAUUUCUGGGUCUCUUAUAUGCGUGUAGUCAUGCCGGAUUGGUUGAGGAGGGUUGCAAGUAUUUCUACAGCAUGAGUGAGAAAUAUGGGAUUAUACCUAGGAUUAAGCAUUACGGUUGUAUGGUGGAUUUACUAGGUCGAUCUGGACGUUUAAGGGAGGCUUACAAGUUCAUAGAUGAGCUACCAAUUAAGCCUACGCCUAUAAUCUGGCGAACAUUGUUAUCUGCUUGUGCCAGUCAUGGAGAUGUCGACAUUGGCUUGCGGGUGCUUGAGCAAAUUUUUGAGUUGGAUGACUCUCAUGGUGGGGAUUAUGUGAUCAUAUCUAACUUGUGUGCAAGAGCCGGAAGAUGGGAGGAUGUUGAUUACUUGAGGAAACUGAUGAAAGACAGAGGUGUUGUAAAGAUUCCGGGGUGUAGCUCCAUAGAAAUGAAAAAUGUGGUGCAUGAAUUCUUCUCUGGGGAUGGCGAGCGUUCAGUUUCGAAAGUACUGCAUCAGGCAGUUGAUGAGUUGAUUGAAGAAUUAAAGCUGGCCGGAUAUGUUCCAGAUACAUCUCUAGUGUUUCAUUCUGACAUGGAUGAUAGAGAUAGAGAGCUUUCUCUUAGAUAUCAUAGUGAGAAAUUAGCCAUUACUUACGGGCUCUUAAACUCAGCUGCUGGGACAACAAUACGUGUUGUGAAGAACCUUAGGGUAUGUGGUGAUUGCCACUCUGCUGCUAAAUACAUAUCAUUGAUGUUUAAUAGACAGAUAGUUCUUAGAGAUGUUCAACGAUUCCAUCAUUUCAAAGACGGCAAGUGUUCCUGUGGGGACUAUUGGUAG
Messenger RNA from Fragaria vesca subsp. vesca, 1782 nucleotides. RefSeq names its product pentatricopeptide repeat-containing protein At2g02980-like. Gene Ontology annotation, molecular function: zinc ion binding; RNA binding; protein binding. NCBI's taxonomy places the organism in Eukaryota, Viridiplantae, Streptophyta, Magnoliopsida, Rosales, Rosaceae. The transcript has a single exon. The coding region runs from base 1 to 1782 and encodes 593 amino acids. The record is from RefSeq and is a predicted model, not a curated record. Gene Ontology annotation, biological process: RNA modification.